AUGUCUCAAUCACCUUCCAGAGAGACGCUUCCAAUGCAUCUCAGAUUACCGCAUCCGUGGUACACGACCUACACCAUCAAGGUCGGCGCAUAUGAUGAUGGCCUGAGACAAUUCCAAAUCCAGCCCACCAAUCCCACCGAGAAGGCUGCCCAUGAGCAGCUUCACAAAGACGACCUCUUCUGGACAGAGCCCAGGGCCGACAACACAUCAACCACCACAACAACAGACGCAUCCGCCCCCUCAUCGGACCUUUGGACCAACCAAGACCCCGUCCCCGUCACCCGCAUCUUCUGGGGAAAAAACAGCAGCCGCCCAUCCAUCGGCCAGGUGUGGCUAGCCGCCUACGGCCUCGUCACCCUCUACCCCAAAACCGACGCCUUCGCCAUCCAGCUCCAGGGCCCGCAAUCCGCCGACGUCGCCAACGAGCUCUGCCGCGUCGGCCUGCUGGCGAAAUCCCCCGCAGCCUCCUCUUCCUCCUCCUCCUCCUCCUCAUCACCACCAGACUACUUCCUCUUCCGCGGCUCCUUCUGGCAGGGCGCCGGCUCGCCCUUCGGUUCGCGCCCCGUGUGGCUUCCACCCGCACCAUCCGCGCAAAGCGGAGAGUUAUGGGAGUUCCCGCCUUUGCCGCUGCAGCACGCCUUCCAAACAGACGUCGUCAUCCACCACCGAGGCGGCCAAGGCCACGCCGCGGCGGAUACCAUCGACGCCGCCCUCUCCACGCCCAUCCGCGCCCCCGCGCCAGCUCCCGGCACCGUCGUCUACAGCCGGUGGAUCCCGCACCUGAACCGCGGCGCAGGAGCGCAGCUGGCCCUCGCCGUGCUCGACGCCGAGGACCCGAAGCAAGUCGCCCUGUACACCGCCUGGCACCGCCACGGCACGGCGGACACGCACGCCGAGUACCUGCGUGCGUUGCAGCACGGCGGCAACGGUACUGCGGGCGCAGAGGGGGCGGCCAUCCCGCUGCUCGCCACGCUGGACGGCCGGCCCGCCGCGUACUUCGAGCCGUACUGGGUGCGCGACCGCGUCGAGGACGAGAUCGGCGCGCAUUUCGACGCGGGGGCGUUUGAUCGGGGGUGCGGGGUGCUGUUUCCCCCCUCCCCUCCUGACCUCGAUCCUCGUGUCGUCGCGGCGCUGUGGGGCAGCGCGGUGCACUACCUCUUCCUGGACGAGCCGCGCACCAUGCGCGUCUUCGGGGCGCCGGCGUACGUCGACGGGAUGGCGGUUGGGUUUGAGGGCAGGUUUCCGUUUAGUGUCGCGCGGAGGGUGGAGAGCGUGUUGGCGGAGGAGACGUUGGCGGUUUGUGGGAGGGAGUUGUUUUUCCAGCUUUGUCCGUUUGCCGGGCAAGGCGCGGUGAGGGUGGUGGAGAGGGAGAGGGGGGAUGGGGGGUUGUGGGCGAAGUUGUAG
Lasiodiplodia theobromae is the source of this 1404-nucleotide messenger RNA. RefSeq names its product Aerobactin siderophore biosynthesis protein iucb. The record is from RefSeq and is a predicted model, not a curated record. Lineage: Eukaryota; Fungi; Ascomycota; Dothideomycetes; Botryosphaeriales; Botryosphaeriaceae. The transcript has a single exon. The coding region runs from base 1 to 1404 and encodes 467 amino acids.